Molecule: messenger RNA, 639 nt
Organism: Manihot esculenta (cassava)
Lineage: Eukaryota; Viridiplantae; Streptophyta; Magnoliopsida; Malpighiales; Euphorbiaceae
Exons: 3
Coding region: 184-429 (81 amino acids)
Biological process (GO): negative regulation of ATP-dependent activity
Cellular component (GO): mitochondrion
Molecular function (GO): ATPase inhibitor activity
Source: RefSeq, a predicted model, not a curated record
UUUUGAAUCCAUCCCAUUCUGACUUUCGCCUGUUAACCCGAACCCGCUUGUCAACCGUUUAAAACCCAGAGGUAAGCUUCUAGGUUUUUCAUCUACAGUCAUCGUGAGGUUGACUCUCUAUUUCUGUUUCGUGUCAACAAAGGAACAGCGGAACCAUCUUAACUCAUCAUCAAAACUCAACAAAUGGCAUCCAGAUUCGCUCUGAACCGACUCUGUAUUACUCGCUCUAUGGAGUCAACUCGGGGGGCAACUCGCUACUUCAGCGAUGGCAAGGGCCGUGUCCUGAGCGAAGAGGAACGCGCUGCUGAGAACGUCUAUAUCCAGAAAAUGGAGAGGGAGAGGCUGGAGAAGCUGAAGCAGAAGGCUGAGAAAGAAAAGGCAGAGAAAGAGAAAGAGAGCGCUGACAAGAAAACCGAAGGGAAGCCGUAAGGAUUGAAUUCAUCGUUUGCUCUUGAUGAGAUGAUCAUUUGUGGAAUAAUCAUCACAAAUAAAAGUGCGACUCUUAACAUGUCAUGAUGAUCUUCCUAAUGUCUCUUGAGCUGUUGUAAACUUGUAGCUGUAACUGUGUUGUUGAAUCUGGUGGUUCAUGUUUUAAAAAAUUUGAAAUGUUUGUUAAUAAAAUAGAAGUUGCAAAUUAAA